UUUAGCAGGCCUGGGCUGGGUUCAAGCCCACCAGCCUCGAUGUAUGUGGCUGGUGUCCUAACUACUGAGCUGUGGGUGGCCAAAAGAAGCUAUUUUAAAACUUAAAUUACAGUUUCUAUGCCAUAUGUUUCAUCCUUUGAUCUUCUUCUGGUAGACUCAGGAAAAACUUAGUAGUAAAAGCAUUUUGCCUGUUGAAUCAUGAAUUCAUUCAUUAGAAAGGUACUGUGUGCCUCCCUGGCUGCCCGAGGAUCGCCCGCCAUCAUGAACGACACAGUAACUAUCCGGACCAGGAAGUUCAUGACUAACCGACUACUUCAGAGGAAACAAAUGGUCAUUGAUGUCCUUCACCCUGGGAAGGCAACAGUACCAAAGACAGAAAUUAGAGAAAAACUAGCCAAAAUGUACAAGACCACACCUGAUGUCAUCUUCGUAUUUGGAUUCAGAACUCAUUUUGGUGGUGGGAAGACAACGGGCUUUGGCAUGAUUUAUGAUUCUUUGGAUUAUGCAAAGAAAAAUGAACUCAAACAUAGACUUGCAAGGCAUGGCCCGUAUGAGAAGAAAAAGAUAUCAAAAAAGCAGUGAAAGGAACGCAAGAACAGAAUGAAGAAAGUCAGGGGGACUGCAAAGGCUAAUGUUGGUGCUGGCAAAAAGGCGAAGGACUAAAGACUCUACAGUGAUGUUAUCUGCAGCCAUUGUAUAGAUUUUUCACAAGAAGAUUAAUAAA
Nycticebus coucang (slow loris) is the source of this 724-nucleotide messenger RNA. Its product is annotated as 40S ribosomal protein S24-like. Gene Ontology annotation, biological process: translation. NCBI's taxonomy places the organism in Eukaryota, Metazoa, Chordata, Mammalia, Primates, Lorisidae. The transcript has a single exon. Gene Ontology annotation, cellular component: ribosome. Bases 199 to 582 code for a protein of 127 amino acids. Gene Ontology annotation, molecular function: structural constituent of ribosome. The record is from RefSeq and is a predicted model, not a curated record.